This is a messenger RNA of Centruroides sculpturatus (bark scorpion), 3324 nucleotides long. Its product is annotated as sterol O-acyltransferase 1-like. Gene Ontology annotation, cellular component: endoplasmic reticulum membrane. The record is from RefSeq and is a predicted model, not a curated record. Gene Ontology annotation, biological process: cholesterol metabolic process. The annotation marks the transcript as partial. Lineage: Eukaryota; Metazoa; Arthropoda; Arachnida; Scorpiones; Buthidae. The transcript is spliced from 6 exons.
UUAAUUAUAUAUCUAGAUGGAGAUAAAUCCCUUGAUUCACCAUGUCCAGAUUUUGGAAAAUUUUUAUAUUUUCUCUUUGUACCAACACUUAUUUAUCGAGAUAAUUAUCCUAGGACCUCAACUGUAUGUUGGAAAUAUGUUGCUGUGAAUUUCAUUCAAGUUCUUGCUUGUCUGUUUUAUAUAUAUUAUAUAUUCCAAAGAUUCUGUGUGCCAAUUUUUCGUAGAUUUGGCCAUGAAAGAUUUACUCCAAAAGGACUACUACUAUCAGUUUUUGGAUGUAUGAUGCCAGGAACAUUAGUUUUGUUAAUAACUUUUUUUGCGCUACUUCAUUCUUGGAUGAAUGCUUUUGCAGAAAUGCUUCGGUUUGCAGACAGAAUGUUUUAUAAGGAUUGGUGGAAUUCGACUUCUUUUUCAAAUUAUUAUAGAACAUGGAAUGUUGUGGUUCAUGACUGGCUUUAUACUUACAUUUAUAAAGAUUUAUAUAGACUUACUGGAAGUAAAAAAAUGGGACCUAUGUUUGUAGUAUUCAUACUAUCGGCUUUUGUUCAUGAAUAUAUUCUUACAUUUGCAUUCCGUUUCUUUUAUCCAGUAUUAUUAUUAUUGUUUGGAGGAUUUGGAGUACUCUUUGUUUUUCUAACUAAUAAAGGAAAGGCAAGAAGUUGGAAUGUGUUUAUGUGGACAGCCCUGUUUAUGGGAACUGGCUUGCUUAUGAGUUUAUAUAGUAUGGAAUGGUAUGCUAGAUCAAAUUGUCCCAUAAAAAUAAAUUCAUUUGUGGAUUAUCUAAUUCCAAGAUCUUGGACCUGUGAUGCUUUUACAAGAGAAUAAUUAACAAGAAAAUUUGAAUGAAGUAGGAUUGAUUUAUCAGAUAGAUGAAAUUUUAGAAUUUAGAAUUAUCUAUAUAUUAAAAUUAUGAACAGAUUUUAUUCCACAAGAUUUUUUUUAAUAAUCAUUAUCAUUAGAUACUUAAUCAUUUACAUAGAUUUAUUAGAUAUUGCCCAUCCAUUGUACUUCAGAAUUGAAGUUAUAUAUUACAGUAUGUAUUCUAAUUGCAUAAAUAUAAAGAGUGAUUCAAUAAGAAUUGCAGGAUUUAUUUUGUUAAUAAAAAAUUUCAUUUUACCUCAAAAUUCAAUUUUUACUACACCAGUGUAAUCUUGAGGGAUGGGAACUUACAUAUCCAGUGCAGUUGCGAGAUCUGGCAGGCCAGUUCAUGUCACCAUUUCAAGAGAUCUGUAAAUUUCACAUUGCAAUUGCAAAGUUUCACAAGCUGUGUUAUAUGUUGCUCCAUCCUGCUGGAACUACAUGUCACUUACAUUGAUAUCAAUGCAUUCUGGCCAUAAAAAGUCUGAUCAUGUCAUGAUAUUGUUUGCCAAUUCAUUGUGACUGCAUUUCCAGCUUCAUUUAAAAAAAAGUACAAACCAAUAACACCUGCUACCCAAACUAUCACUUUCUGUGAAUGCAUUUGUCUUUCUUUGGUGACAUGAGGAUUUUCGGUGCCCCAGAUUUGAUAAUUUUGCUUAUUAACAAAACCAUUAAAAUGUAAAUGAACUUUGUCACAGAAAAUGAUUUUGUCGAGAACUCUUCAUCAAUGCUUUGUUGAACUGUGUAUGCUUCAUCUUGAAUUUUUCCAGCCAAUACAACACAGUUAUAUGUUAAAAGUGGUGUUGUAGCACCACCAACAAAAAUUACACUGAGUUCAAAACUAUGCAACUCUUAUUGAAUCACCAUAUUUACUGUAUAUUAAAAUAUCACAAAUGAUCACUUAUUUAUAUAAAUCCAAAGAAUAAAAAUGUUCCUUUUUACAAUAAAUUUUUAUUUCAUUAUUAUAUAAUUAUUUUUAAUUUAUAAAAGCAAUUUAUAUGUAUAAAAGUAUGAAUACAUAGUUUUGUGCCAAAUAAUAACCAAAAACUUUGUUUUUUUCUUUUUGUUUUACUAUUUUUAUAAAUAACACAUGCCAAAACUAUUAUUUUUUUGUAUGUAUAUAUAAAUUAAAUCAAUUGUUUAGAUAAUUGAAACCUAUUUAAUUUUACAAGCUCUAUGGUGGCUUUUCUUUUCCGCUAGACACCAUCAUUUAGAAACAGGACAAUCUUUAGAAAAUCACAUUUUUAUUUCCUAGAGUAUGCAUUUCGGACUUCAAGUCCCUUUUCAACUCUUUGUGAUGUAAAUGGUUAUGAGAAGCACAGAAAUGGUGAUGAUUGAUAACAUGCAGAUGAUAAUUAUUAAUUUACAGGUGUUUGAGUAGAUAUGACAGUAUGAUAAAUAAAGUAGUAAUAGCAGAGAGAAACGAACAAAAUACAUAAAAAUCUUCUGUUAAAACCAUAACAUUUAAAACUGUGACAUUGGAAACUGUUUUAAUGGCAUUUACAUCAUAAAGAUUUGAAAAGGGACUCGAAGUCCAAAAUGCAUACUCUAGGACAGGUGGCGAACCUAUGGCACGUAUGGAGAAAUCAUCUGGCACGUAAUGUAUCAUACGAUUUCUGUCUUUUUCAAUCAUCUUUUCGGUUUAUCACCUGAUCAUCCUUUUUUCAAUCAGCUUUUUUACAUUUAUUCUAAUUAAAGCAUAUUCGUUUAAUUUUUUUAAAUAUCGUUAUUCGAAGUCUGAAACUUUGGCACGCAUAAACAUCUUUAAAGCUAAAUAUGCUUACAAUAUGGCACGCGAACACAAAAAGGUUCACCAUCCCUGCUCUAGGAAAUAAAAAUGUGAUUUUCUAAAGAUUGUCCUGUUUCUAAAUGAUGGUGUAAUAAGUCUAGUGGAAAAGAAAAGCAGUCAUAGAGCUUGUAAAGUUGAAUACAAGACUAGACAAGAAGCAUAUUACAGAACUCAUUGAAACCUAUUUGUUAAUAUGUAAUUAUUUCAAAUAGAUGCUCAAAUAAAACACAUUUAAAUAUGUGCAAAUGAUAUAUUUUAUACAAUUGUAACAUGUAAAUACUUUUAAGUAAAAUAAAUUGAGCAUAUGUUAGGAGAAUAUAUUUUUUUGACUGACUAGUCAAGUGAUUGUAUAGUCAUUUUGUAUGUUUCUUAUGUAGUUUUAAGUUGUAAUAAUACAUCUUAUUACUUCAAAUUUUAAAUUCCUAUAUGUUCAAAAAAGAAAUGUUCCGGCAAAAAAUUUGAUAAUUAGAAGUAAUUAUAGUUUAUAAAGAUUAUUUUAGAUUUCUGAAAUAGUAAAAAUGUCAGUUAUACUUUAACAGAAAAUACACAAUGUACAGGAAAACAAAAAUUUUCCCAUCAUAUGAACUUCAAUACUUCAUUUUAAAAAGUAUCUGGAAAUAAAUGCAUUUCAACCCCAAGUUUGAAAAAAUUCAGGGGUGAAAAGAUAGUAAUAAUGA